Hevea brasiliensis (rubber tree) is the source of this 735-nucleotide messenger RNA. RefSeq names its product 26S proteasome non-ATPase regulatory subunit 7 homolog A-like. The coding region runs from base 1 to 735 and encodes 244 amino acids. Lineage: Eukaryota; Viridiplantae; Streptophyta; Magnoliopsida; Malpighiales; Euphorbiaceae. Gene Ontology annotation, biological process: proteasome-mediated ubiquitin-dependent protein catabolic process. The record is from RefSeq and is a predicted model, not a curated record. The transcript has 8 exons. Gene Ontology annotation, cellular component: proteasome complex.
AUGUAUAAUUUGGGUUUUAAAUGGCCAGUUUGGGCACGAGUUACCAUUAGAUGCGUGCGUACUAGAGGUUUAGGCUGGGCUAGAUCAAGGUCUAUGACUGGAGGUUGGGCCAAAUUUAGUGAAGUAAGUGAUUGUGGACCUGUAAGUGUUUGUGGACCUGAUGGCGUGAAGGAUGGAGUGGAUUGUGGCUGUGAGCUUGUCGGACGUGAAGGUGAGAGCAUACAACAUAUCAUAAGAAUACCCACCAAGGCCUACUAUGAUGUUGAAGAGGUUAAGGAGAAUGCUACUCAAAAGAGCCAGAAAAUUUUUGUUCAUGUGCCUUCAGAAAUUGCAGCUUAUGAGGUUGAGAAAAUCGAUAUGACAGUAGAACACCUACUACAGGAUGUGAAAGACAUUACCAUCAACACACUUGCAACUGAGGUAACUGGCAAACUUACAGCCUUGAAGGGUUUUGAUUACCUUGAUCCUAUCAUUGACGAAAAGCUCCCAUUAAAUAGUGAGAUACUUUACCACUUACAAGAUGUGUUUAACCUUCUGCUAAAUUUUAAUGUGACCGAGUUAAUUAAGGCUUUUGCCGUAAAAACUAAUGAUAUGAUGUUGGUUAUAUAUCUAUCGUCUCUCAUUCAGAGUGUCAUUGCACUCUAUAACUUGAUUAAUAAUAAGAGGCUCAACAAAGAACAUGAGAAAGCUAAAGAUGCAAAACCAACAAGAACCCCAGCUGUUAAUGGAAGCUGA